AUUUAGCAUAAAAUAUUAAAUGAAUAUUAUUUUUAAUGAUUUAGAAAUGUGCUACUAGGCUAAGAAGUACUUGGUUUUGACUGAGUUUUUUUUUUACAUGAAUUAACUAUGCACAUAAAUGAAUAGUUGCAUGCAUAUAUAGCACUUUAAUGAGUAGAGAUCUCUUUAUUAUCGAAAUAUUGAAUUUUAAGAAGUUUCUUUGUUAUUUGGCCUCAAAAAGUAAUCGGUCGAUAUGUAGUGACAUCUGUUUUUUGAGUAUAUGAAAAGUUAUAUAUUUUACAUGUUUCACGGCUGCGCAGGCUUUUGUGGGAUAAAAGUAUUUUCGGAAUAUUUUAUAUUUGGAUGAAGAUAAUGUUCUCGUCGUCUUGGUGAAAAGCGCCAUCUGUAAAUGCUAAAAAUACGACCGCCAUCUGCCUAUCUCUUAUCAAAACAUUUGUUUGUCAUUCGUCUAAACAUAGCUCGCGUCAGCACCAUGUACGCUUUCCUCCUUUAUCUCAUUCCGCUACAUGAGCGCCAUCUAUCAACACCGUCGCCGAAAAGGAAGAACGAUACAUAAUUAAGAGAACAGCGCGCGACGUCACUUGACAAAGCAUCACUUCGAUGUUCUGUAGACGCCUCUAACUGUCUAUCAUUUUAAACUCCGCCUACUUUGUCAAGUUUGUCACCGCCUCGAUCACCGUCUCAUGGCUUCAACAUAUCAGGUGGCGCAAAAUUUUUGACAAACGCCCUACCCUGCUAAAAAUAGUGACAGACGAGCAGCCGAUGUCCGCCGCACCGUUCGUCGCUUGUUUGCAGGUAAGAGAAAUUGUUUGUCAAAACUUUCUACGUCCAGGAAAUUGAGCGUCUUGCGACGUCCAAUCAGUCUAAGGCGUCUUUCAAGCGUCUCCGCAACUUCAAAGGUUUUGAUGGUCAUUCAUGUGCAAUAAUUCGGCCAGAGAGAAAUUGUCACGAAAGUUCUACUGUAUAUAAUGUAUUUUAUAUAUACCUGUCGUCAUUCUACAAAACAGCAUACUGCAAACUGUUACAAAUUUUUUGCAGUAUUCUAGUUUUUCAAGGCAUAAUAGCGGCAGAUGUGUUUCACCUCUGUCACAGGUGCGUCAACGCUGUGGAAUUGCACAUUGGUAAAAUAAUAUAAGCGCUAGUCGGACCGCAAAAAUACGUCAGUUAAUAAAGCGUCACUUAUUCAUGGACGACGUUUUUCCGGGCGUCACCCAGCGCAAAAGACGCGCAGUCGAGGUCUAUUUACAUCUUUUCAGAGAUUUCUUCUAACAUUUUUAUUCUAUUUUCUCUUUGCAGCCAGUCCGUUGUACCGCUAUAAAUUGCGGUUGUGAGAGGUUCAUGGCAAGUAAGUUGACGAAGAAUUGCGACGCCUGUAAACAUUCAUGGGUUACGCAUGCAAUCGAGAAAUUGCGAUCUGGAGAGACGGUCGCUUUCGAUGGCGCAGCUCUUCUUUUAUACGGCGUCACUGCUAUUCCUGUAAGGCUUAAGAUUUUACUGGACAGGCUACUUUCUACUUUUAAACGGCAUGAAAUGCUAGGAAUUUUAGCUGCUUUCGGUUGGACUUUAGAAGAUUAUAACCGAGGCUAUAUAAUGCAGGAUCAAGUGGGCCGAGUAGUAGAGUCUUGGACUAUGGUCACUCGGGAUGAAGAAAACCUAAUUCUUCAACAAUUUUUAAAGAUGCCGGAAUUUCGAAGUAUAGCACAAGACCUCUUAGAGCAAGAUGUCAGGGACUCUCUAACGCCUCAAGCAUCUCCAAAGAAAGCUGCCGAAGAAGAGCCACUUAUGCCGACUGUCUUCGAUCCCAGAUUAAUCGCCUAUCCCCUCCUGUCUCCGAGAUUUCUACCUUUUGGUCAACCAAACGAAGAGAAAUUAAGAUCAAAACUUCCUGAGGUUCUCGACUUAUCCGGUAAGAAGUCGCCAUCGAACAGCACAACGACCUCGUCCUCCGGGAAAAAACGUGUUUUAUGCACGGCUUGUAAUAAGACAUUCUGCGAUAAAGGCGCUUUGAAAAUUCACUACUCAGCCGUUCAUCUGAAAGAGAUGCAUAAAUGUACAGUGGAAGGGUGCAGUAUGACCUUUUCUUCAAGAAGGUCUCGCAAUAGACACAGCGCCAAUCCUAAUCCUAAGUUACACUGCCAGAAGAAAAGGGAAAUAUUGCCUAAUUCUAAAAUUUUAAACGACGUAAACAUAGCGUCUAUUCUGACAACUGAAAAAAGAUCGAAUAAGAGGAAAGGCGUCCCGACCAAAGUUACUAGGAUAGAUACCCAAAUUGAACGUUUGACAGCUUGACUCUCGAAAAUGGGUGUCACUUAGCAUCACUAUAUGCACUCGUUUUUUUUGUUUAGUAGUUUUCUAUUAAUCACUGAACAACGACAGAUGGCAUCACCCGAUUUGGAGUUAAAACAUAUAAAGUAACGUUUUUUUUAAUAUUUAUUACAUAAAAGCUUACGAUUUGGGUGAAGCAGUUUUGUUUUUUCUUUUCGUUUCUAUUUAUUCUUUAACUUAUAUGUUUCUUUGGAAGGACAAAAAGUUUUAACAGAAUACCUGAAUGAAGAUAAUGCACAUUUCGUUAUCAAUAAGUAGUUCACACUGCAAAAGUCGUCUUCCGUUAAAAUUUAUUUUUUUCGAUAUGCAAAUUAGGCUGGGAAUAAGUGCAAAUUGUGAAUGUGUAUAAAGAAGCAAUAAGAAUUAUUAUUUAUUUAUAUAUUUAUGUAGCCUAGUAAAUUAUACUUCUCUUUGGAGGACGUCAAAAUCUCCUAGUAUAUAGCGUAUUUAUUUUUAGAAAACUAAGCUCUUAUAAUUGAAUACAGUUCUGCUUGUUAACGCGACAAAACUGCUAAAAAUAGAUUCGGCAUACCCUUUCUAAAAAUAGAACAGUUUGGUUAAAACUAUUUUUAGCUUUGUGUGAGAUGCUUGCGUUCUAACGUACCAAUGCGCACAUUGCACCAUCCUGGGGCACAUACUAAUGGCCAAUAUCCUUUAAUGUGAAUUAAUUGCAGAUGAUAGAUCUAUCAAAUUGCGCCAUCUAGUAUUUUUAUGCAAAAUUCUGG
This is a messenger RNA of Dimorphilus gyrociliatus, 3050 nucleotides long. NCBI's taxonomy places the organism in Eukaryota, Metazoa, Annelida, Polychaeta, Dinophilidae. The record is from the annotation of a GenBank genome assembly.